UAAUAAAAUUUUGAAGAACCGGACAUACCAAAGUCGCAUUAAUUCUCUUGUACGGACGUGACGUCAGCGGGUGUUGGAUCGAGUUAAUUACUUCGAAUUCAAGUUUGUGCUUUCAACUCACUGAUAUAACUGUUGAAAUCUGCAGUCAACGGUGUUGUGAGUCAUGAUUUGAAUUGUUGCUAUGGUGAAAUUGAUUAUUCCACAUGUGCUGGACACAGCAAAUGCAACGCUCUAUAUCAUACAGAGCUUUAUCAGGACUUUAAUAUAUAUUUUCAAGGGAGAGAAACUUUUACUAACAAUAAUGACGUUGUCUUUGACGAGGAUUGACUAUAUGGCGGUGGGUUCCACUUCUCGUGGAACGACAAGAUUGUUGCCUACACCAGAUCCGAAACAACAAACUCAGAGAUUUGUCGUAGGUGAUCAUGAUGGCAUUCUACACAUCUGUGGGGUGAAAAAAGAUGAGCUGCAAAUUAUAUUUAAAUCCCUACCGGGGCCAAAAGUUAAUGGAAUUUCGUUGGGGGGCGUACUCGGGACUCAGAAAGAUAAAAUAUUUGUUGCCGUUGGCAAUUCAGUCAAGGGAUACACGAGAAGAGGAAAAGUCUUUUUAGAAUUUGAUACAAACUUGCUAGAACCCAUUUCUGCAAUGUGCGUUCUGGGACCAGAUCUAUCAGCAUGUGCUAAGGAUUUGUACCACCGAUAUCACGAUUGUAGGGAUGCAGACGCGUACUUGGUUGGAGAGAGAGUAAUGGAUGUUCUACUGUUACCAGGCGAAGGUUCCGCUGUUGUUGCUGUUCUUGCCUGCGGAGAUUGUGCUGUACGAGUUCUCCACAGCGGCAGGACACCAACGUUGCUUAGAUUAACCACAAUUCCAACGAUUUUGAUGCCUUACAGAGAAGCUGACGUUGAAUCAAAAGAUCGUAUUUUAGUAGGUACAACAGAUGGUAGAGUAGGUUUACUCACACUUCAAAGGGAUAAAACUCUGAGAGUAACCUGGCUGCUUAGCAAUAAUGGAGCAGAAAUCACAUCUCUAGACACUUAUGAAUUGCAGGAUGGUGUAGACAUUCUUGUCGGUAGACAGAAUGGAGUUAUAGAAGUAUUUGCAUUUCCUGAAGAGGAUGAUACCACACCUGUAUUAAGAUUUCGGCAUAAUUGUGGCGAAAGUGUCAGUACGGUAGUAGGAGGUAUAGUUGGAGCUGUGGGUUAUCCAGAAGUUUUAGCGACCACAUAUUCUGGGCGAAUAUUCGGUCUGACGACAAAGCCACCAGGUUUGUUAGAGGUGGACCAGGAUAUCGGACUGAUGACAAAACUGAAAAUAGAAAUCGACCAAUUAGAACAAAAAAAAAACCAACAAAAGGAGUCUUUUGAUGUGGGAACCGAUGCUUUAGCUCCACCGAUACUGAACGUUAAUCAUAGGAUGCUUAUCAAUAAGGAAAAUGCGUCCUACACUUUAUCCAUUGAAUUAGAAACGUCCAUUGAUAACAUACUACUUCAAUCUGAUACUCCUGUGGAUUUACUUGAUGUUGAGAGUAACAGUGCCGUUGCUAGUUUAUCAGCAUGUGAUCAUAAAUCGGGAAACUAUGUUCUCGCUACCUAUAGAUGCCAGAUCAACACCAAUCGUCUCGAUUUGAGAUUGAGGACAAUUGAAGGACAGCCUGGAUGCUUGCAGAUCUAUGUAACAUCGCAGGUACAACCAAAAUGCUGUCGGCGAAUCCAAAUUCCAAUCCAUGCGUUAUCUUUCCAUUCAAGAAUUCACAAAGAUGAAAAUACCGUAUUAUUGGGUGGUCCGUUUAAUGAACUGAAUUUGCGUGGUUCUUUCACUGCUGCUGAGAUUCAUGCCUGGCUUUCGUUGGCCCUUCCUGACGUACCUGAAAGACCCCAUUUGGAAGAUGGCGAAGGCACUUUAAUAUUUACGUCAACCUUUGUCGGAACUAUGUUGAAAUGCAAUUACAAAAAAGGUAAUGCAAUAUUUCUGAGCGAAAAUAUAUCAAGUAUUAUUAUUCUGCGAGAUAUAUUAACUGGAGAAGCUACCAAAAGAAAAAUACGGUUGGACGUUUUCUGUAAUAUCGCCAAUGGAAGUAUUUCCAGGGUUUUGGAUUUAGUCCUACCUCGAAUUGAGGCAGCGCGAGCCAUAAAGGAAAAAGUUAAAAUUCUCGAUGCAUUACAAGAGUGGGAACUAAAUACUAAUCCGGAGCAACUUUGUUCAAAGUAUCAAAAAUUACUCGAAAAUGAAUCAAAUCUCAGAGCUGAGCUUGUAAAAGAUCCCGAUAUGCUGCAGAGGUUGUAUGGAACGAUUACCGAUUUGUACGUUGAUUGGGAGCGAGCCAGAGGUGGUCAAAUAGUUACGAGCAAAACAGCAACAGAGAAACUAAGACCAGCAUUAGAAUCGAGGGAUCUUACACUACUGUUACAAAUUUUUAACGGAAACAAUAGUGCUGCUGAAACACCUGUUCCACAAUUGCAACAAAACUAAGACUCCAAAUAAAAUGAAGAGACAGAUUAAGAUUAGUGUACAUGUGUCUGUGUAAAAAAUAUAUUUUUCAACAUUGAAUUUCCACAUAAACAACUAAUUAGUUUAAGUUUGAAAACAUGAUAUAGAAUUUUAGGAUUAUAAUUCUAUACAUAACUAGACUUAUGACGCAGUAUAUGUUUGUGUGUAUAGGCUUUUCAAAUACAGAAUUUCCAAUUAUAUCUCAACGUUUGUGUUAACCUGCGUUCAUUAGUAUUUGUUUAUAAAUUAUGCCACUAGUCUGAAAAUAUAUUAAGAAAAAAACUAAGUUCACUGUAUAUAUAAAUUUCAAUGAUUGUAGUCUUGUGUUUUUGGAGAAUGUUGCCCUGACCUGUCACCACUAAUUCUAAUUUAUCGAAACAAAAUAGGUUUCAUACUUUCCACAACUCUAAUGAAUCACGGUAGCAGCCUCAAUUCGUUCAUUUAUUUAAUUAUUUAUUCAUGCAACAUGCAAGAAUGAUCAACAGCCUCGAUCGCCUUAAAUAGUAAAUAUAAUAAGAGUAAUUU
Molecule: messenger RNA, 3013 nt
Organism: Neodiprion virginianus
Lineage: Eukaryota; Metazoa; Arthropoda; Insecta; Hymenoptera; Diprionidae
Product: Bardet-Biedl syndrome 7 protein homolog
Exons: 13
Coding region: 182-2470 (762 amino acids)
Biological process (GO): cilium assembly; intracellular transport; intracellular protein localization
Cellular component (GO): membrane; ciliary basal body; BBSome
Molecular function (GO): protein binding
Source: RefSeq, a predicted model, not a curated record